Molecule: messenger RNA, 588 nt
Organism: Ambispora leptoticha
Lineage: Eukaryota; Fungi; Glomeromycota; Glomeromycetes; Archaeosporales; Ambisporaceae
Source: the annotation of a GenBank genome assembly
AUGUCGCGUGGAACAUUUUACAUUAGCAGCUAUACUUUUUUCUUGACAUACUCUUAUUGUCCAUUGGAAAAGGAAACUAUAUUGGACAAUUUAAUUGAUAUGCUCGAGGAAUACUAUGUCACAAAAUAUAUUAUCGCUAAGGAAUUCCAUCGAAAUGGCUUUGCUCAUAUUCACGUUUGGCUCAGAUGUAAACGGCCUAUUCAAACGAGAAAUGAGAGUGGAAGCAAAAGUGGAAAGCGUAAUGUUUUAACGAACUUACAACGUUACCAGCUUUGCCAAAUGAAAAAGGACAAUCUAGUUUUACAGGUUGACUACAAAUUGGUAACCGAUGAAGAAAUUGUUACAUCAGUUUUAAAUGCAGAAAAUGAAGAUAAUGAAUCAAAUGAAGAUGAGACUAUUAUUCCUAUUUCAUGUUCGAAAGCAAUUAUGAAUAUUAAUGAGCUUCUUACAUUUAUCAAUAGUGUUCCAGAGAGUUUUUCUGUGAAUAAUAAUACCAUCCAAGUUUUAAAUACAUUGCGUCGAGAUAUAGAAAAACUUUGGAUUGAUUCACAGCAACAAACUACUCUGGAUAAUUAUUUUGUAAAUUAG